Molecule: messenger RNA, 1865 nt
Organism: Dioscorea cayenensis subsp. rotundata (Guinea yam)
Lineage: Eukaryota; Viridiplantae; Streptophyta; Magnoliopsida; Dioscoreales; Dioscoreaceae
Product: type IV inositol polyphosphate 5-phosphatase 3-like
Biological process (GO): phosphatidylinositol dephosphorylation
Molecular function (GO): phosphatidylinositol-4,5-bisphosphate 5-phosphatase activity; inositol-polyphosphate 5-phosphatase activity; phosphatidylinositol-3,4,5-trisphosphate 5-phosphatase activity
Source: RefSeq, a predicted model, not a curated record
AAAAAUGAUAGUAUUAUAAUUAAUUCAAGUUCAAAUGCAUGAAUUUGUAUUUAUGAACUUUGGUUUUUCUGCAUUUCAAACUGUCAAGAGAGCAUGCCAUACAAAUACAGACGAAGAAAAUCCGAGACUUUUCGAGCACAAUAUAUCAAUUCAAAGAGAACUGAGGAUCUGUGUUGGGACAUGGAAUGUUGCAGGAAAACUCCCACCUGAAGAUUUGGACAUUGAAGAAUGGUUGGACAUGGAUGAACCAGCAGAUAUUUAUGUGCUUGGUCUUCAGGAGAUUGUACCAUUGAAUGCCGGAAACAUAUUCGGAGCUGAAGAUAAUCGGCCGGUUUCAAGAUGGGAGCGCAUUAUCCGCGAAACACUGAACAAGAUCACACCGGUUAAGCCGAAGUAUAAGUGUUACAGCGAUCCUCCAUCUCCGUCGAGAUUCAAGCCAUCGGAUGAUUCUGUGAUUGCUGCUGUGGAGCUGUUGCCUGAAACUGAUACUGACAGUGAUGAAGAAAAUGUUCAUCCCUUGGAUGACGAUGAUGUCGGAGUACAACAGGAACUAAAUGAACAAAAAAGACCAUCUCUGAUGAAGAGAUUAGAUCGGUGUCAUCGGCUUAGCUCAAUUGAAGAUGAAUUCACUGCUUCAGAGAAGAAGUUAACAAAAACUGUCAGCAGCUUAGAGAAGGUUGGAUUAGUUUGGCCAGAACCGCCAUUGGACUUGCUAUCACACUGCUCAUCAUUAAGCUCUAAAAAGUCAUUCAAAUCAGUGAAGUCGUUCAGAUCACAAUCUUCUAUCAAGUUUGCGAUUCAGGACAACAUUGAUCCAUCGGAGAUGAGCUUGUUCGCCGAGCUUAACCUUGAUGAUAUGAUACGCAGGAAAAAGCGGUCUCCUUUUGUAAGGAUUAUAAGCAAGCAAAUGAUCGGCAUUUUCAUAUCCAUAUGGGUUCGCCGGAGCCUGCGAGAACACAUACAAAACUUGAAAGUAUCAACAGUUGGUGUUGGUGCAAUGGGGUACAUUGGCAACAAGGGAGCAAUAUCAGUGAGCAUGUCUAUAUAUCAAACACUUUUUUGCUUUAUUUGUAGCCACUUGACAUCUGGGGAGAAAGAAGGGGAUGAACAUAAAAGGAAUGCUGACGUCCAUGAGAUUCACAAGAGAACACAAUUCAACAGAGUUUCUGAUAUUGGAUUACCGAAAACAAUCCAUGAUCAUGAAAGAAUUAUCUGGCUUGGAGACUUGAAUUACCGAAUAAAUUUACCGUAUGAGAAAACACAUGAACUCAUUGCGAAAAGGGAGUGGUUUAAGUUGGCUGAAAAGGAUCAAUUAAAGAAAGAGCUCAAGAAAGGGCGUGCUUUCGAUGGGUGGUCGGAAGGUGUGAUCGAUUUCCCACCUACUUACAAAUUUGAAAUGAAUUCAGGGAAAUACGUUCGGGACGAACAAAAGGCUGGAAGGAGAACUCCUGCAUGGUGUGAUCGAAUUUUGACAUAUGGGAAGGGUAUGAAGCUAAUGGAUUACAAGAGAAGUGAACUGAAGUUUUCCGAUCACCGUCCUGUGACUGCUGUUCUUAUGGCAGAGGUUGAGGUCUUCAGUCACAGAAAACUUCAAAGAGCUCUUACUCUCACUGACAAAGAGAUUGAAGACGGAGAUAUUUUAGCGGAUCUAGAUAUCCAUGCUCAAAUGGGUCAUAUAAUGCUGUAAAAAGUUCGGAGUGCAGAAAAAUCUAAAACCAUGGAUACUUGUACAACAAUACUAAUGAUUUAGCAGUUAGUUAGCAUGUAAGUUUCCAUCCAUACUGAUUUUAAAAGCCCAUUUUGAUUGGACUACCGACCUCUAUUUUCAUUUCAUGGAAAAAAUGGUUGUCUAUUCACAUUGAAGU